Molecule: messenger RNA, 1216 nt
Organism: Schistocerca piceifrons (Central American locust)
Lineage: Eukaryota; Metazoa; Arthropoda; Insecta; Orthoptera; Acrididae
Gene: RsfS312
Exons: 3
Coding region: 63-818 (251 amino acids)
Biological process (GO): negative regulation of ribosome biogenesis; negative regulation of translation
Cellular component (GO): mitochondrion
Molecular function (GO): ribosomal large subunit binding
Source: RefSeq, a predicted model, not a curated record
ACGAUCUUUGAUUUACUGUGGUGCGUUGAAUUGUUUGUUUAUGUUUUUAGUGUUGUUAUGAGAUGAUGCUGAGCCGACUUGUUUCUCGAACUAGACGUUUAUUUGCACUUGAACCUGUAGUUAACUUCGCACCUUCAUCAUAUAAAAUCUGCAGAUAUUUCUGUGAACACCGGAAUAAUUCUGUUGAAGACUCAAAGAAACAAAAUGAAGAGACUCAGAUUUCGGGGGCUUUUGCGGGCAAAUACCGCAUAUUUAGGGAUGAGGAUUCGCCUAUAAUUCUAGAUGUUCAAGAAGAGAGACUUAUUAGUGAUGGCGUUGCCCAAGAUAUUGAAACACACGAAGACUUCGACGAAUUCUAUGGAUUAUCUCUUGCUCGAGGAGUGACUGGUGUUUUUGAAAUAGAGGAACUUGUGAGUAUCCUCAGGAGAGAGAAUAUGUUAGAUAUUUUUGUUGUGUCAGUACCUCCUGAAAUUAAGUAUGUGAAUUACAUGGUAAUAGUCACUGGAAAAUCACCAAGGCAUAUGUAUGCAACGGCAGAAUUUGUAAGAAGAGUUUUCAAAAAGAAACGACACCCACAUGAUAGAAUACCAGAGAUAGAAGGUAAAGACUCAAAGGAUUGGAUCGCCAUGGAUCUAGGUAAUAUUGCAUUGCACAUUUUUUCCAAAACUGCAAGACUGACUUAUGACCUGGAAUCAUUAUGGUCUGUUGGAGCUGAAUAUGACAGACUUAGUAACAAGAAAGAUGAUCCAGUGGUGGAAUUACUCUUGCAGCAUUCUGUAUUUUUAGGAGACAUAAAGCCUUCAGAAACCAAAGGUUAACAUAAAGCAGAAAGAUGUUUUGUGCCUUGAAUUGUAGUUCAUUGUGUAAACACUGUGUCCUAGGUUCCAGCAGCAUUGCCAAAUAGUCUGUUACAUAAUACUUUGACUGCGUGAAUUGUCUAUAGGUGCUGUGAGCAGUGAUCUCUAAUAUAAUCACUGCCAGAAACAGUAACCAAUUGAAGUCAAGACACAAUCACUUUAGUUCCAGAAGAAGCUGAGCAACCAUCAAAUUGUUUCUGAAAAGUGAAACCAAGGAACUUAACUGAAUCAGGAAAUCAUAAUUUAUCAAGAAUUGUACAUUCAAACUGAAAUACUUGUGUUUAAUUUAUUGUAUGUUAAUGAAUUAGGAUUGUUUGCUUUUAUGUAUAUAUUAUAUAAAUAUAUUUUUAUAACAAUCA